Zophobas morio is the source of this 2001-nucleotide messenger RNA. RefSeq names its product cytochrome P450 4C1-like. Lineage: Eukaryota; Metazoa; Arthropoda; Insecta; Coleoptera; Tenebrionidae. Gene Ontology annotation, molecular function: oxidoreductase activity, acting on paired donors, with incorporation or reduction of molecular oxygen; monooxygenase activity; iron ion binding. Bases 488 to 1966 code for a protein of 492 amino acids. The record is from RefSeq and is a predicted model, not a curated record. The transcript has 8 exons.
UAUUUCUAAUUUUAUCAGGUUGGCAACAGAUUUAAAAUUACAUAGUGCGAAAUCGAAAUUUUGGUCUCCAAUUCAAAAGCUGUCCAUGUCAAACAUGUCAAAUUUGGACUGACAUUGCUACCAAUAAUUCAGAAGUGCCAACCCAAAAAUUAUCAUUAUCUAAUAAUACCCAGAUAUAACAUUUCAAACUAUAAAAAAGUACAACCGUAGUACCUCAGAGUAAGAAAAAAAGAAUAAAAGGAAAUUUCGCUUUCUGUACUCCCCAUUUGUGUGUAAAAGCUAAAGCAAAAAUUUAGGCGUGUCUAAGUACCUUCGCAACCUUCAUUUAUCUUUACUGUGUCAAAAAAGUGUUUCAUUGUCCUAUAAAUUUAAAAAUUAUGUAGUACUUUGCAUUACAAACAACUUGCAUUAACAUACUGGAAAAACGCAUUUUGUUCCUUUACAUGUAGACAAUAUGUUGAUAAUUAACCUGCGACGACGACAGUAAAUGGGUACUCUUUCAGUUGAAAACAUGUUGUUUACCUGUGUCGCAAUUCUUCUCCUUUGGUACCUACAUUACCACUGGAAAAGACGCCACCUUUACCGCCACGCUAGCAAAAUACCAGGCAUAAAAGGAUACCCCGUUGUUGGUAACCUGUUCGACUUUACAGGCGACGCUAACGAAAUUUUUGACAGCGUUUCAAAACAUUUUGACCGAUGUACUCACAUUGUGAAAGCAUGGAUUGGUCCAAUCCUGGUCUGCGGUAUCACCAAACCUGAAUACUUGGAGAAAGUACUAACAAGUCCAAACACCAAUUCCAGAGUAUACUUACUCAGAAGAGUUGCUCGCGAUUUCUUGGGAAAUGGACUUUUCACAGCUCCAAGACCUGUAUGGAAGCGUCACCGCAAAAUGAUUAACCCGAUUUUAAAUCGGAAAAUCCUCGACCGGUUUGUUGAAGUGUUUGGAACUCGGGCUGUCAUUUUGGGCGAACGGUUAGAAGAGUACGUCGGUAGACGAAACGUGGAUUUAUUACAGAUAGUCAGUAGAUGUACGCUGGAUAUCGCUUUUGAAACCAUAAUAGGUGUUCAGGUCAAUGCACAAGACGGUGAAUCAGAAGUGGUAGAAUGGACAGACAAGAUCCUGGAAACGAUGCUCCAUCGACUGUAUAACUUUUGGUACCACCACGACUUCAUUUAUAAACGUACGAGGUUGCACAAAGAAACCCAGGUACUUCUAACGAAGUGCAACCAAUUUGUAGCAGAAGCUAUCAAAAACAAGGAAAAAAGCGACAAAUCUGAGUUUCCAGUUCUGCUGGAUUAUUUGCUUGAUUUGUCUUCUAGUGGUACCGAAAUAACAACAGACGAGAUUGUAGACGAAAUUAAAACUUUCGUAGCUGCUGCAUUCGAUACAACGGCCGUUGUCACUUGUUUUGUUAUUACCACGUUGGCGUUGCAUCCUGACAUUCAGGACCAAGUUUACGAAGAAGUACUUCGCGUUUUGGGUUCUGAAAAAAUUCCAGACUUUCAGGAUUUACCUUCUCUUAAAUAUACAGAGUUGGUGAUUAAAGAAACCAUGAGGUUGUUCCCUCCGAAUAUCUUUAUGGCAAGAGACGUACAAGAAGAUUUACCUCUUGAUGAGGACAUAACGCUUCCAAAGGGCUCGGUUGUUAUGCUGGGGGUACUCCACGUUCAUAGAAGUACCGAAUACUGGCCGGACCCUCUCAAAUUCGAACCGGAUAGGUUUUCACCAGAGAGAAGUACCAACCGACAUCCUUUUACCUACAUACCGUUCUCUGCAGGACCUAUGAACUGCAUCGGUCAGAAGUACGCCAUGAUGUCCGUGAAAACCAUCGUUGCCACUCUUAUCAGAAAAUUUAAAUUUCGUACUGAGUACAAAACGGUCGACGAGGUUAAGUUGAGGACUAAAGUUGUUUUGAGACCACGUGAUGGUUUUAAAACUUCUUUUGAGAUAAGAAAGAACCAAUAAAGAGAAAUUUUUUGUUUGGGUGUUCAUUGUAUGUU